CAAGUAUACCAUAAUGCAUUUAAGGUUUUCAUGUUUGACUUUCGUAUAAAUGGACAAGAGUUAUGUGUUGAUGCUGCCAAAGAGGACAACUCCCUAGGGAGACUUGUCAACGAUGACCAUGUGAACCCGAACUGCAAAAUGAAAUUGAACAAAGUGGAUGGAAAGCCCCAUCUUUGUCUUUUUGCACUCAAAGACAUCAGUCCCGGAGAAGAGAUAGCUUAUGACUACAGUGAUUCUGAUUGGCCAUGGAGAUGCAAGAUUUCCACUGAGGCAGAGACUCUGCAUGAAGAUGCUGCCAUGGCAUCUGAGUCCCACUAUGAUGACAUUCAACAGGUGAGUUAACCACAGCUCAAUGUUGGUAUUAGUUACAUGUUUCUUUCCAGUUAUAAACCAUGAAGACUGGAUGUGAAUGCUGAGGUUAGAUACACAGGUCCUGUGUAUCACUCUACUGGACAGCUUUAGACACUAAGAGGACUGUGUGUCAAUGCUGUUUUUCUUCUGUUAAACUGAAUGAUCAUACUCUUUAGAUAUGAAAUACUAUAAUCAGUGUCUUUCUACCUGAUUGUAAUAACUCACAACAAGAGCAAGUGAAGCAUUUGUGUACUACUCUGGAUGUUUCGUGAUUAAACUUAGUCCUUCUUCAUCCACAAGAUUUCCACUGAGGCAGAGACUCUGG
Messenger RNA from Trematomus bernacchii (emerald rockcod), 676 nucleotides. Its product is annotated as N-lysine methyltransferase KMT5A-A-like. The record is from RefSeq and is a predicted model, not a curated record. Bases 31 to 342 code for a protein of 103 amino acids. Lineage: Eukaryota; Metazoa; Chordata; Actinopteri; Perciformes; Nototheniidae. Gene Ontology annotation, molecular function: protein binding. The transcript has 3 exons.